Zea mays is the source of this 1650-nucleotide messenger RNA. RefSeq lists its product as uncharacterized. The transcript is spliced from 8 exons. Gene Ontology annotation, molecular function: DNA-binding transcription factor activity; protein dimerization activity. Gene Ontology annotation, biological process: regulation of DNA-templated transcription. The coding region runs from base 251 to 1195 and encodes 314 amino acids. The record is from RefSeq and is a predicted model, not a curated record. NCBI's taxonomy places the organism in Eukaryota, Viridiplantae, Streptophyta, Magnoliopsida, Poales, Poaceae. Gene Ontology annotation, cellular component: nucleus.
ACCAGUUACCAGUUACCACCCCCUCUCUCCCAUCUUUCUCACUGUCUUCCCAUCUUUUAUAUAAACCACCACGACCACGAGUAGCGGCACCAGUGAGUAGUAGCCAACCUUGGUCUCCACUUCCUGCUGCCAAGUGCCAACGCGAGUCCGUCCCUCUUCUCCUCCGCAUCCAAAGAAACCAGACCACAAGACAUCGAGAGAACAAACAGUUGCGGCCUUGCUGGCACGGGGAUAGAUCUUCUCCACUCCAAUGGCGGGCUUCUCACGGCCGAACAACUCGCUCCUCCUCAAGAUGCCUGCGACUUUGGCCAGUAGCCACACCCCGAACCUCUCAAGCCUCCUGUUCUACGACCAGAACCAUGGCCAAGCUGUAAAUGCAAAUGCAGCAGCGAUGAUGGUGGAGGACGACGCCUCACUUCAGAGCUCAUCUGCAGUGGUCGACACCUCCCCGCAGCCACAGGGCAGUGCUGCUGCUGCGUCUCCGAUGGAGAGGAAGAGGAAGCCUGCAGAAGACAGUGCUACACUCAGCUCUGCUCAAUCCAAGGAGGAUUGCAAGCAGCAGCAGGAGAGCAAGAGCAGGCGGGGAAAGAGGCCCCACAACAAGGAGGCUAAUACUGAGGAGAAGAGCGCUACUGAAGACGAGGCCACCAGGGGGUACAUCCAUGUGAGGGCGAGGAGGGGUCAGGCAACGGACAGCCACAGCCUUGCAGAGAGGGUGAGGAGAGAGAGGAUCAGUGAGAGGAUGAGGAUGCUGCAAGCACUGGUCCCUGGUUGUGACAAGGUUACUGGAAAGGCCCUGAUUCUGGAUGAGAUUAUCAACUAUGUGCAGUCCCUGCAGAACCAAGUUGAGUUCCUUUCCAUGAGGAUUGCCUCCAUGAGCCCAGUGCUAUAUGGGUUCGGACUGGAUAGUGAUGGCCUCCAUGACCACGCACAAAUGGGAGUCAUGUUCCAGGAAGCCCUUGCAAUGGCAGGUCCAGUGCUGAGCCAAGCCAGCCCAGCAGCUCCAUCUGAAGCCAUCAUGGACACCACCACACCUUACUCACUGCAUGGCCAUGGCCAGGGUUCCAUCUCUUUUUCCCAGGACAAUGGCAGCAGCACUUACCUGAUGCAGCAUCAGCAAGCAGCGGGGGAGCCAACAAGGCAGCAGGAGCUGCUCAGCCAGUUGGUGUUCAACAACAUGUGCUCUUUCCAGUAGGGGUGGGGAGCAUUUGGGUGAGAGGAAGCGAGGAAUGGACCCCACAUUGACAAUAGGAAGGAAAUAAUGCUGCGAGAUUUGGUAGGAGCAUGCACGUACCAGAUGAGUUUGAGAUGUUGGAUCUAGUCCAUCCCCUUGUCUGGAUUUGGAGAGAGCAGUAGCAAGUAGAUCGAGCCUGCUGUUUGUUUACACAUUUUGAGAGACUUUGUAGUAUUUGUAACUCCUUUAUUGGGCAUUGUCCAUGAGGAUUUUCUCAGCGGCUGCACCUUCCAUCUCACCGUGUUGUUGUAGUUCUUGAGCAAUCGGUUGUUAGUACAUACGAGAGCUAUUUUGUUCUUUGCCAAACAGUGAUUGACUGUUCCAUCCAUUCAGUCUUGUCUAGCUCCAAGCAUCUGCAAAUCGCUACGUUGUUUUCUUUAACCCAAGAAUCGAACAAAGUGAGUGCAUGCAUGGUA